Messenger RNA from Mesocestoides corti, 558 nucleotides. The record is from the annotation of a GenBank genome assembly. Lineage: Eukaryota; Metazoa; Platyhelminthes; Cestoda; Cyclophyllidea; Mesocestoididae.
AUGCGAAUCUUCGAUCUCAGUCCGGCAAACAUGACUGCAACGGUGGGAUUGGCGUGUGCACGAGGCACAAAGUGGAUGAAGCCAGAAACCUGGAAGAAAUUGAAAAGGAACAUGUCUUUUCGUGAAGGCAUUCCAACUGGACACAAGAUGACCACAUACUUUAAAGUGAUGGGAUCGUGUGAGACUUACGUAGACAUUCACGCAAGCGCCGACACGGACGUUCUUCUGGAUGGACGUGGCGACCAGGCGCCAAUGUAUCGGCCUUUGGAGGGAACACUUUUUCGCGUACCUGACGGAGAACGGGUGUUCCUCGAAUUGGUUGCAGGCUCGGGCCUGGGCAUGUGCUUGCCCAGGACGCAAAAUGUUAAGCACAUGAGCCUUCAUCCCCUACCUGACAAAUGCCAGCAUCUCUCUGUAUCAUGCAGUGAGUUGGAUUUUCUAUAUCCUGGACUGACUGAGUUUACUGAGGAAAACGACACGGCAACCUACGAGGUAGGUCUGCGAUCGGGUAACGAGGGGAAGUGCUGGAUUCGCUCCAUCUUUUACCACCGUUCGUAG